This is a messenger RNA of Penicillium alfredii, 1560 nucleotides long. RefSeq names its product MmgE/PrpD family protein. The transcript is spliced from 3 exons. The record is from RefSeq and is a predicted model, not a curated record. NCBI's taxonomy places the organism in Eukaryota, Fungi, Ascomycota, Eurotiomycetes, Eurotiales, Aspergillaceae. The coding region runs from base 1 to 1560 and encodes 519 amino acids. Gene Ontology annotation, molecular function: lyase activity.
AUGGGCCAGUCCAGUAACACACCGGGUGUCACAAAGGAACUCUGUUCCUGGAUUUACGGCCUCUCGCUCAACGACAUCCCCGAGGAGGUCAGGACGCGGGCAAAGUACCUGAUUCUCGAUGGAAUUUGCUGCGCGUUGGUGGGGGCUCAUCUUCCUUGGGUGGAGAAGGCUGCGAGAGCUGUGUUUUCUAUAGAGCCGCCGGGGGACUGUAUGGUGUGGGGAUACGACAAGAAACUUGGAGCGUUGCCUGCGGCGCUGUUAAACAGCACCGAAAUCCAGUCUUUCGAGCUCGAUGACUGGCAUACUCUGGCACCCCUGCACUCGAACUCCAUUAUCUUGCCCGCUCUCCUGGCAGCCGCAGGACAAAAAAGGGCCAAGACCUCCUCGAGCUUCGAUGGAACGUCGCUGCUCCUGUCGACCAUCAUCGGCUACGAAGUCGGUCCUCGCGUUGGCUUAUGUCUGUAUGGAGGCCACAUGCUGACCCGGGGAUGGCACUCCGGCACCGUCUUCGGCCACGCCGCCUCCGCCGCGGCCGUCAGCAAGCUGCUCGGGCUGCAGCAAGAUGCUAUCGAGGAUGCCCUGGGCAUGGCAUGCACGCAGGCCUGUGGGCUAAUGUCCGCGCAGUUUGGGAGUGACGUGAAACGGAUGCAGCACGGCUUCCCCGCGCGCAAUGGUCUUUUUGCGGCGCUGUUAGCUGAGACUGGGUACAUUGGAAUCAAGAACGUCUUCGAAGAGCCGUACGGCGGGUUCUUGUCUACCUUCGGCCAGUCUGGCAAGGAGCCGCCGUAUCUGGUCGAUGAGCUCACCAAGGCCUUGGGUCAGACCUGGCAAUCGGAUGAUAUUCGGGUUAAAUCGUACGCGUCGAUGGCGGGCACCCACUGCACGGUUGAUACCAUCGCCGCACUGCAACAGAAACACGCCGACAAGCUCGCGGACCUGCAGAAUAUCACCAGCAUCAAGAUCGAGAUGUCUGAGGCUGCGAUGAAGCACGGAGGAUGGACUGCCACCCGGCCUCUUUCGGCAACGGGCGCCCAGAUGUCCUGCGCAUAUGUCGCGGCUGUCCAGCUCGUCGACCGGCGGGUAUCACCACAGGAGUUUCGUCAUGAGCUGCUCGACCGCGACGUCAUCUGGGAUUUGAUCGACAAAACCGAGUGUUGCCAUACGCCCGAGCUGGGCGAGAAAUAUGAGCAGCGCGUCACUGUCACACUCAAGGAUGGGGAAGCAAUAACCGAGACCCUUCAGGCGCCUCAUGAUGUCGACCCCGGGCUGACCAACGAAGAGAUCCUGCAGAAAUUCCGCACAUUCACGGACGGGAUCAUGGCGCCUGAGCGCAGAGACCGAAUUGAGAAAAUCGUGCUGGAUCUGGAAACGAUGGAUGAUGUUUCGAUCCUUGAGAAUCUGCUGGCGGCUCCGACGAGGAGUCCCAUCGAUGUCUUCUGGUGGCUGCGAAAGACCAUUGGAAUGUUCGCAUCGGGAGCGGGGAUGCGAGUCAUCGACUUCUCCGUUCACUCCAUAGACCUUCCAUCUCCCAACAUCUACAGCCUCAUCCAUGACAUUUAA